AUGUCCACUCCCGCAAACGGCCCAUCCACCACGGCAAUCACGCCAACUGCCACAGGCCAGCAGCCAAACGGUGCUUCCCCCGUCGUCGCUCCAGCUCAGCAGCAACCACCAGCCCCAACUCCUCCAGUCGCAAUGAGCACUCCUCCCGUCGCGGCCCCCCAGCCCCCUGCCCCCGUCGGCGCCCAGGUGCCCAUGCCAGUUACGGCCGCUCCCACACCCGUCACUGCACCUGUAGCUACCCCGACACCCCCGGUCACCGCCACCCCGACUCCCACCCCAACUCCAGCUCCAGCUCCAGCUCCGGCGGCCACGGUUACCGCUCCCGCUCCCCAGGCUGCUGGAUCCACCGCGCCCGUGCAGCCCGGAUCGGCCGCGGCCCCUGCUGGAGCUGCCGCUGAGGGAAGCGCAGAUGCUGUCGCCAAGACGGAGCCAAAGGACGACGACGUGGACGCGGACGGCGACGCGGAAAUGUCCAGCGUCUACGCUGCGCGCCGCGAGGAGGAGAUGGCGCGCCGCGACCGCUCGCUGGCAGAGUUCCUUGUCAUGUUGGACGGAUACAAGCCGUUGAUCCCAGAGGAGGUCACCGAGUACUACCUCCAGCGCGCGGGCUUUGAGUGCUCUGAUCCCAGGUUGAAACGUCUUCUCUCCCUCUCGGCCCAAAAGUUCAUCUCGGACCUCUCGCGCGAUGCCUUCCACUUUGCCAAGCUCCGUGUCAACGGCACGACGGCGGGACGCGGUCGCCCAGCAGCCGGUGUGGACCGCAACCGCGUCGUUCUUACAAUGGACGACCUCUCGCUCGCGCUCGGAGAGCACGGCGUCAACGUCAAAAAGCCAGACUACUACCUCUGA
Messenger RNA from Apiotrichum porosum, 849 nucleotides. It is a transcript of the gene TAF10, whose product is annotated as Transcription initiation factor TFIID subunit 10. Gene Ontology annotation, biological process: transcription initiation at RNA polymerase II promoter. The transcript is spliced from 5 exons. Gene Ontology annotation, molecular function: RNA polymerase II general transcription initiation factor activity; promoter-specific chromatin binding. The record is from RefSeq and is a predicted model, not a curated record. Gene Ontology annotation, cellular component: SAGA complex; transcription factor TFIID complex; nucleus. Lineage: Eukaryota; Fungi; Basidiomycota; Tremellomycetes; Trichosporonales; Trichosporonaceae. The coding region runs from base 1 to 849 and encodes 282 amino acids.